AUCGUCAUUGUCAUCGGUAUCAUCUCCCGCCAUUUCCUUUGUCUGUGCUCGGGCCGCGCGCGUCUAUGUUCUUUCCUGUAGUUUUGUACUUGAUCUCCAGCUCCGUUCAACAAAACAAAUGGCAAAAUACUGCAUUGUGGAGUUCAUUGAGGAAGGCUCUGUGGAAGUAGUUCCAGCUACAUGGAUUGCUGGCAACAGGUGCUCCUGGCCCCCUGGACCAGGUGACAAACCAAGUUUGGUAAAAAGGUGUCAAGCUCCUGGACGAGACUGGAUGACCUACAAAAUCACUGUAAAAGGAGCAUAUGAAAGGUACGGAUAUGCUCGGAGAAAACUCGACCUUGCCCAGUAUACAUCAGACCUGGACUCUGGUCAGGAACCAAAAAAAAAAACGAAAAAUACAAAAGCGUAUCAGAUAUGAGGAUGAGGACUCACAAUACAGUCCACCAGCACCACCACUGAAUUUUCCACGAGCUUCAGCUUGCCACUCUCCUGACGUAGGUGCACCUGGCGAAGAUGAUGCCACACUGUCCACAACAUCCAAUACCAUUAUCAGUAAUUACGACCUUGGUGGGUCUUGCUUGGAUGUUCUGCAUGGUUCACCUUUUCCGCAAGUUAGCCGUCAGUGCACAAGGCUACAACAGCAGCCAACACCUGCUGUUAAAAAAGUUAUUUCCCCAAGUGACUUCCAGCGUGAAGUGCUCACGCGGCUGACUGCUCUUCGUCUUCUGGUACAGCAGCAGACAGAGCUUUUGACGGUGCUUUCAACUAAAUACACAAAGGAGUGUGCCAUUCAAGAACAAGACAGCAUCCUGAAGGAGCGGUUUGAGAAUAUUGCACCUUUAAGCGCUUCGACGAGUCUCUGACUGGCUCCACUGCAGAGUCCCUGGUAGGAAUGCCACGCGUGUCUCUCACAGGAGGGCUGAAUACUCCCCAGUGGUCAGUCAUAGGGGCACUCCUUUUCUUGAUGGUAAUCAAUUAUCUGCCAGGCUGCCUUCACUUCACACGUCUAUUUACGUUCUGACGACUAUGCCUGUGUCAGACAAUUCAUGAUGAGCCAGAUUCACAGGUUUUACAGUCCUCUCAGGUUGGCAUUCAACAUGUGGCAGUUGUCACUUAAUAUUAAUAAGAGUCUUGUCCUUCAUGAGCACUCAUCCCUUUCAUUUCCCCUACCAUUUUGGCAACUCUGUCUCCAGCACGGCACCUCUUGCAAGUACCUCGGUUUGCAUUCCUAUGAGAUGUCCUGGACUAGCAAUAUUUCCUACAAUAUCGGCCGCGCAAACAAUAUUCUCGAGUAUCUGCAUCAUAAAGUCUCCCAUUGUCUGCAUUCAGUUAAAAAUAUUAUGUAUGUUACACUUGAAUAUGCUUCUGCAAUAUGGGCCUUGCCCAGUUAUUAUAAAAGAGCAAUAGAAGCUCUACAAAACACUCAAUUCAUUUUAAACCACAUUUCAUUGACUACAACAAUGACAGUAGUGUUUCUCCUAUGGAAACCGAUCUGUACCUCCCUACCUUAGCUCUGUGAAGAAAGAUCUCCGAUCUCUGCCUCUUCUAUCAUAUUUUUAUAACAGACACUUGAGCACAGAUAUGUAAGCAGCUGGGGUCGAAACCGGAACUGAAUCGUAACCCAAAACCGCAAAAAAUGGUUAUUUUUGUCGAACCGAACUGUAAACAAUUUUUCUCUCCUCUUGAACGAACCGGAACUGAACCAGAAAAAUAUCAUUCGGUAACCAGUUCGCCAGACGGUAAAAAUGCCUAUACCUUCCCAGUCGACUGCCGCGUACCAGCUCACUGCAUCCCUCGGAAUCUUGCGGAAUUCACAGAGUGGACAAAUCGAUGAACCAAGAAGUGGUGAGUCCAUGCACCUGCAGCCCCAUGCAUGAGUCCUGCAGCCUCACCUCCGAAAGCUUCAGGACAUGCCUGUAAAUUUUUGUGGCUCGAGGUGUAAAAAAAAAGAAAUUGCUACACGAUGGAUAUACUUUACACUGUUGGCUCGGCUGCUUCCUGUCAUUCAGGGUCGCAGUGUGAAUGCGACGUAAAUUUUAAUAGUCCACAGUUAUAUCUACAAGCAACGCAGACCUCUGGCGAUCAUGGGAAAGAGUUUGGCAUGUGGUCCAGAGCAUGUAAGAAAGAAACACAGGAGCGGCCUCUCGUCCUGUUUUCAACGGGGAGCAGCGUUUCGGCCCACGUAUGGUACUCUGGGAUACUCCAAUCUACCACGUGAUCGCUUUCUUCUCUUUUUUUUUCUUUAGAAAUUGGCGAUAGCCUUUUGUAAUGGAGUGUAAUGGCAUGCUGUACGCCAUUUCCCAGCACUUCUCGAUACAGUAAAGGAUGAUCUGCUGUGAGGUGUAUGGCAAGCCAUCGUCGGAACUUGUUAUUAGUACGUCUCAAAUGUGGCACACUGAUUAGCACAGCACACGUAAACCGGUUCGAACUGGUAAGUAUCGGUUCAAACGUUUAUUUUGGUUGUGCUGAACCCGAACCGAACCGAUAACCUUGAACCAGAACUUGAACCGACCCCAAAAAAUAACGGUUCCGAGCCAUGGUAAGCAGUGCUGCAUUAUUUCUCAGAAAUCAUUCCCUCAAGGUGGAGUUAAAACACUGAAACCAUGAUUACUUUCCUUAUUUGUGUCUUCAUUCGUUCUAACACUAGGCCACUUGGCCUAGUGUUAGAAUGAGCUUCCACAUAGCAUGGUCGCUAUCUGAGGUCCACUACAAUUCAAAAAUAUAAUAACCAGCCUUUUCUCUUCCACGCCAGCGACUGUUUCAAUGUGGUGCUUUUUGGUGCCUCUGUACUAAGUUUAUGCCUGACCAGUAGGUGUUUUACUUUCUUCAGCUGAACAUUUUAGAGUGUUUUUCGGUAUCUAUAAUAACCUUAUUUGUAUGUUUAUCUUGACUUUUGUACUCCUACAUUGCAUUUCUGAUUUGUCUUCUUUCAGAUCUCCACAAGUUCUGUAAGUGUAUGUGUGCCCGUGCCACCUCCAACAGUAUGCAAAACACAGACUGAGGAACAGACACUAGACUUGUCUGUUCCUUCGUCCCUUUGUCUUUUGCGUCGUGUUUGCCUCAGUUAUGUAAUGCCCCUAUCUGGGCCUGAACGUAUGACCAGCUCUAAAUACAGAAGUGCUAAAGAAGUAAUACUCUAGGAAUUUUAAUACUUUGUAGCAGGGCCAUUCCAUGCCAAGUUAUCCAGAGAUGUCGCUCGACCUCCCUAGAAUUUUAUGAUUUUUUGGUGGUUCCUUAUGACUCAAAAAAGCAACAGAACAUUGGUCUUUUCUAACGAAAUUGAAAUUUAAGGGGUACACAGCCCCUCAAAGAUGCAGUGCUUUGCGAAAACGUACGUCGUUGCAAGCAGAUAUGACGGUCCACGUAAGGCACAGAGCGCGUUAAAGAGCAUCUUAUUUGACAGGGGAAAGCUCAUUUUACCGUAUGCAAGCAGUUUUCACCAUCACACUCCACGGGCUCUACGCUUUUGGCGUGCACGAAAUAUGCAAAUGUUGUACAAGUUCACAAAUUUGUUUGCAGUAUAAAAUUCUGGAAUUUAUUUCUCAAAAUCUUUUUGUCAUGUGGCCCCCUUCAGUAAAGGAAAGAUAUGGAGAUAAGGGUCCAUUCAGGCUUCAUGGUACCAUAUGGCUGAUUUUUUGUCGUAUGGCAUCCGGCAGUCGAGUCGUUGACAUGACUAUAGUAAUCACGACAUGAACAGUGAUAAAGUACUGCCUGCACCAAACACAAGCGUAAGUUCCUAGUAUGUGCCAUUGUUUCUUUCAUUUUUUAACACAUUCCAGUAUUGGAAACAGAUUCUUUAGCUGUCCGCUCCUCUUGCACGUAUAUAAAAGUUACUUGGUAACUGUGAUGUACGAUCUUUUCGUUUUGUGCACCAACACUUGAGAUGUACAUAUAAAAAGAAAUGCCAGUCACGGGGGCUAUCACUUUCAAUACCAGGUAAGCUGUUUCUGGGCAUUUCUGUAACCGCCACCUAUUGUACAUUUUUAAAAAUAAACAUAGAUAUCCAACACCAGGAACUUAGUGGUGAAAACAUUCUCCACUUGUGUUCGGUGCAGGCAGUACUUGAUCGCUGUUCAUAUCGUGAUUACACUACUCGUCCCUAAUUGUGGUCUGCCUUGGCCAAUUCUCGUUGUUUACGUCGUUUACACUACUCGUGUCGUGACGACUCGACUCGACUGGCGGAUGCUGGAUGCCACACGGCCAAAAAUCAACCAUAUGGUACCAUGAAGCCUGUAUGAACCCCUAUCUUCAUGUAUUUCUUUAUCUCUCACUUACCAGCACUGCGAGCUGGCUAAAAGUUUCGUUGGAGCGCAAGAUGCCCAGCUUGAUGAGCGCUCACUGCACAAACUUCGGGUCUCAAAGGAGGCAAACACGUGUUUGCAACCAUUAUUUGCUCCUCAAUAAUGCGACUGCCUAGUGUGCCUCUGAACCACUUGGCAUGGAAUAGCACAACAGCAAAUAAGCUCCAAAUAUAUUUUAGUAAUAUUUCUUUUUUUAUUUUUGUUCUUGUUCAGUUAUGCGCAUGUGUCAUGCAGUGUUGUGGUCUUUCAGAUCCGUCAUUUCAGCAACAUUGGGGGCGUGAGUCCAGAAUCGUGUACGAGGCGUAUACUCAGGGCACUUAUGUCUGAUCAAGUGGCAGCAGAAUUUUCCUGGCAGGGCAGAAAAGGGAAGCAACCAUUCAGAGACCUGAAUGUUUCCAAAUGCGUUAUUGCUGCCGUCAAGACUUCACAGAAGUGCAGCGAACACUCAGUUGAAAGUGCAGUCAAAGACUGGCUCCGCCAUGCACCCGCAAGAAGUCGGGACACAGCCAAGAGGUUACCCUGUGUGUGACCUCCAGACCCCGCUCACAGUCCUCCAGAAGUGCUCACUAGGUCAAACUUCUAGCCCUCUCCAGAGCCAGCAAUGUAUGAGUUUUGGCCGUCCAUUUUCAAAUUGUAUGAGUUUUGGCCAUCCCGCACAUUCUAGUGCAUCUUCCAGCACACUACGUAGAAGUGGUAUGCCUUUGAAAACGAGGUGAUCAGGGUGCUGCAUCCGAUCCGCCUUACUCAAGAGGAUCAUUCAGCUCAGAUGAAUACUCUGACGCCUCCUGCAGGAGCGCCCAUCAGUGACUGCAGCAGAAGAGCGCGUAUUUGAGCCCUAUGAAGAGCUAGAUAAGUUCCUCGAAUUUGACAUGACUCUGUAAGAUGACACUGAGAUGAAGAAGUUGGUGAGGGCCCAUCAAGAGCUAAUAUUAGGGUAAAGUGGGGCUACUUGAAGACGGGGGCAAGUUGAGGACAGUGAGUUUUUCGCGUGGCAUUUUCUUAGCAACAUUUUUUUUCUCGUCUGUGACACCAGGAUGAGCACAGCCGUUGUCUGGGCUCUGAAGUAACGUGUUGACGUUCUGCACGUGGCUUUUUAGAAAGACGUGAGACGCUCUUUUGCAGAUGUGGUCGAAGUAAGGGGGGGCCUUUGUUUGUCCCAUCUGUAACUUUCGCGAGCAUUGACUUCCAAUUUGCUCAUUUCUGCUUCUCUGCUAAUAAAAUAUGACCUCACCGUUAUGAUUCUGUGUCACUGCCCUGUAUUUCCAUGUGCACUACUCGUGGCUGACCGUUUCGGAUGGCCCAAACAAAAGACAAAAUUUAAAUCCGGCAUUAAUUUUUUGAUGUCCUCAACUUGCCCAUAGGGUGGGGUAAGUUGAUGAAAAUAUGUAGCCUGUCAUAUUUGGCUCGUACAAAAUAAAUGUCUGGUUUAGCACCACAGUAAUUUGUGCAUCAUUUCUGAAAGGUUUGGGGAUUCAGUUAACGAAUUAUAGUACAAUUUAGGCGAGUAUUCUCACUGCUAUUAACAAAAUAGCUUAACUGUCUUCAACAUAGACCACCUUACCCUACAUGGGUGUGCAAUCGUGGGUCCCGCUCAGUGCUGUCACGUAUUCUCCUUAUACACAUAAUGUUACACAGUGAUUGUUGACUGGAGUUUUCAGGGUAGUGAUCCAGCAUGAAUACUAGGUGCAUUCUUUUUGCUUGCACCCCCAGCCCUGGUGCGAGAGAGUAGCACCUCCGUACUAUUUUAGAAACGAACAUGUUUCUUCACUGCAUCUCCACAUUGUUCUUACGGUGUAGCUUGCGCCAUGCCUGCUCCUCAUCCCAAGACUGCUGCACUGCUGAGAGAGAGGUCGCAGGAGUGCAGUGCAGAUGAGAGAUGAAUAAAGCAAAUACUGCAAGCACCUGCAUUCAACACCAAUUGUUUAAGAACAUGCCUGAUAUAUUCCAAACAAAUUAAAGUAACUAGUAAUUAUAAUAUGGUGACUAGACCUUAAAUUCAAAGCUAUGUAGUAAUUGAUAUAAUUGAUAAAAGAAACAGGAGAAACAGACAGGGGUCAUCUUUUAAAGGAAAGGUUUUCACUGACAACUAACUAUAUUCCUAUUGCAGACAGAAACUCUGCGGAAGUAUGGAGGUAUCAAUCUCAGGGACGCCACACAAAGAAUCCUAAGAGCGUUGAUGUCAGUCGAAGUCGCAACGGCAUUCAGCUGGAGAGGAAACAAAGGGAAAAAAAGGUUCUGCGACCUUCUCUGCUGCGAGGCUGUUUUUCGCUUCAUCACAGGAAACAGUCUUUUGAAGAAACCUACAGACAGUGAAAUCGAAUGGCACGUCAAGUCCUGGCUACGUCAUGCCAAGGAGCGUAACGACAGAAAGACGUCGUGAGACACUGUUGUAGUAUUUAUUUUUGACCUCCUAAAUAUGGAGGGUGUCCGGUGAGAAUUUCUAGAAAUAGGUUUUACUUAAGCAAAUUAUGAAAUUACGUAGUAUACACACACACUUUUGCUACAGGUUGAGGCAGUUUGCAUUCGCGUCACACAUUCAUUAAGCUAAUUUUGCUAAUUGGACUUUAAAAUUAGCCAAGCAAUGGUAACGUUCUUGACGAAUUCAGAAGUCAAUGGCGAUAGCACACUAUUCCAAUCAAAAUCAGUUUUUUUUUCUGGCGAUUUUUAAGAAAUUGAAAGCCGCAAAACCGUUACUUGGCGAGCCGUACUCGAUCAAAUUUGUGCUUGCGUAAGUGCUCCGUCUGCCACACCCGAUCGAGGGCAUUACCGCGGUAACCGACGUUAUCACUGGGUGGGAAUUGACGGCACGCAUGUUUCUAAAGGCGGGAAGUGUGAUUAUGUCCUUGCUCGCAUAGCAGGGAGGGUACUUGGAUGGAGUGAAAAGUUCCAAAAACAUAAAUAUGAGCAAGUGUGCUUUGCACGGGGAUGGUCUUGUGGCUGUCAAUUUUUUUAUAAACCUUCUCGUGAAUACGAUUGGAAUACUGUGCCAUGGCCAUUGGCUUCUGAAUUCAUCAAGAAAAACGUUACCUUUGCUUGACUAAUUUUCUAGUUCACUUAGUAAAAUUAGCUUAAAGCUCAGCUACGCCGAUUUUCGAGUGUUACAGAAUGGAAUGGUACUCACACGAUGUGUUCAUAAGGGAACACUAAUUAUGUAUGCAAAAUAGUUAUCCCAAACUCCUCGCGGUUUUCCGAAAAUUGAAUUUUUAGUUUCACUGACAUCCAGUCUUGUGGCCCACAAACCCUGUGUCGACGACACAUUCGUGGUCCGGCUCCGGCUUGGCAUGACUUUUGGCUUGGUUUCUUCCGCCAAGCCGGCCAGUUUCUUCUGCCGAGCCGUCUGCUUCGCAGAUUCACAUUGGGGAAGUGCUAAACAGUUCGCUAUUAGAGAGCCAGUAUAUUUCUGGACUUCACUAAACCCACGAGGAACGUGAGUUUUACUUCCUUCGACUGCAAAGCAUUUGCUAGGCCAGUACAGUCCUGCUGUGUUCUGUGCUGCGUGCCGAGAAUACGUGAGCGUUUUGCUCCCGUCUGCAAGAACACUUCAGCAUGCAGUUCCAAUGUUUCCAAUCACAAUUUUCCGAAAGGCGAAAGAGAAAUCUAUUGACUGCAACAAUCGGUUACAACUCCGACUGGGUGCCACCUUCGAAAGCAGUGAUUUGAUCUGUUCGAUAUAAGAUGAAAGUCACUGAAAAGGUUAGCCAGCUGUCGGGAUCGAACCCAUCAGACCAUCAGUUUCUCUCUUGAUCUGUUCAUCUGGCUCAUACGAAUGUUACGGAAGCAAUGCGCAACUUGUUUCACAAGAAGCUGAAGAUCUCUCGUCCGGGAUGCUGUGCCAACCCUAUCUGCAGCAGGAGAUUGAAGGGGCAGGACUAGGCAGCAGAUAAAGGUAAGACGCGUAAUGUUAGACAAGCCAGUCAUGCGGUGCAAAUUGCAUCACGUAGAAGAGAAAAAUACGCUAUCUGUCACUUACUGCUUCAUCCUUUAGAGAUUACGCCUCAGCGGGUGUAUUCUCAGUACAGAUUUGGAAGUGCAUUAUUUGUUAAAUCAAUUCGCAGGCAUUCUGGCACCACCGAAAAGCUUGCACUCCACGUCUCAACUAUCACCGUAUGGGUUUUUAAGCUGAAGGCUGUCACCAGUGCCAACCAGACGCCCCCUUAAAGUUCAUCUGUUUUUCUUGACGGAACAGUGACACCUGGUACUGAGACAUUUCAUUUUCUGAUUAAUCAAGUGCAUUCCAUCACUUGUGCUCGACUUCUUGUGUUCGUAUACCCUUGCUGCUGCUCGCUCGCUUAGAGCAACCAUGCCUGAGGUGCCAGCGCUUUCAGAGUACAUUUAAGCAGUAUCAUCGUACCAUAUGCACAGCAGCACAUCUUGUGUAUUUUGAGUAAGGUAUAAAUUCAAUGUUGGCUCAGCUGUUGUAUUUUGUGCACAAAUAAGAUGUUCUUCCAGAGCGCUCAAGGGCAGUUCAAGCAGCUUCAUGUGUGCAACAGCACAUACUUUUUCUCAGUUUCGACUAAGGUAAAUCGAAACCUUCCAAUUGAUGUCUUUCGGUCAUAAAUUAUGUUUUUCGAGACAUUCAAACAUCACCAUGUGUGCAACAGUACAUACUUUUUCUCAGGUGAAGUAAGUAAAUCUGUCCGCUGUCUGUAAAUCCUCAAGACGUUCGAAUAUCCGCAAAUUUGUUACCAAAACCAUUUACGACUACAGUCGUGCAAACUUCCAAGCAAUUAACGAGGGUCUCGUUACUCUGUAUGAUAAUUUCUUCCACGACGCUUCACCACGCUCCGUCGAAGAAAACUGGUGCCUCUUUCGCGACAACAUAAAUCACCUUACCGAGCGUUACAUUCCAAAAAUAAAGAUAAAAUCCUACGACCACAAUCCCUGGUUUACGAAAAAUCUCAAAACACUGUUAAACAAGAAAAAGAGAUUUUUCAGGAUUGCAAAGCGCCGUGGCGAUCAUGUAUCAUGGGCCAAAUUUCAUGAAUGUGCACGUGCGUACAUGCGCGCGAUAAGACAAGCGAAACCUAAGUUCUUCAACCUUGACCUCCCUUCACUCCUCGUGAACAAACCUAAACAAUUUUGGAAAGUUCUGUCCCCGCCUAAAUCUCACUCCUUUAGCCUAACCUACCCCAACGGGGAGGUCAUCCCCGACAAUCUAUGUGCCAACGAGUUUGCUUCAUUUUUUUCGUCUCUCUUUAACACUGACGACGGUUACUCACAAGUUUUAUUACCAGUGAUCCCUUCUUCCAUGAACCUUUCUUCUCCCAUGAUGCCCAUCGACAUCAGCCCCCACGGAAUUUGUAAGAUCAUUGAGUCACUCAAGCUGUCCUCAAGUUCUGGUCCUGACUCAAUUAACUCUAAGGCACUAUACAACACGAAAGUGAUUUCAAGCGAACUGCUAUGUUGCAUAUUUAGACAGUCACUUCAAGAAUCCGUGUUGCCGCAGGACUGGAAGACAGCGAUUGUCGUCCCCAUUCUCAAAUCCGGUAACAGUCAGUAUGUUAAUAACUACCGCCCCAUUUCUAUAACUUGUAUCGCAUGCAAAAUUCUUGAACACAUAAUCUGCUCAAACUUAGUCAAAUUCCUUGAGGAGAAAGUGUUUUUCUACCCGCUGCAGCAUGGUUUCCGAAAAUACUAUUCUUGUGAAACUCAUCUAGCUUGUUUCGUUCAUGACAUAUUUUUAAACGCUGUCAACAACCAUCAGACCGACGCCGUCUUCUUAGUUUUCCGCAAAGCCUUUGAUAUGGUGCCUCACCCGAAGCUUAUGUACAAAAUCUCUCUCCUGAAUCUCGACCCGCUUGUCGUCCGUUGGCUAACUCAAUUUCUUUAUAAGCGCUCGUUCGCAGUCUCAUGUAAUAACCGCAUAUCUCCAUCUGUCCCUGUCCUUUCGGGAGUCCCUCAGGAUUCAGUUCUUGGUCCCCUCCUAUUCAUCAAUAUAUUAAUGACCUUCCUUCAUGCAUAUCUUCCACUAUCACACUAUUCGCCGAUGAUUGCGUUGUAUACAGGCAACCUACUGACCAACAAUGCUUACAAACCGACCUUGCCGUAAUUCAAUGCUGGUGUGACGAGUGGCAAAUGCCCCUAAAUAUAUCUAAGUGCUGCAUCGUGACAUUUUCUCGCCGACGUGUCUCUUAUCUCCCUCCCUUCUGCUACACAAUUAGCGAUUUAGUAUUAACCAGAGCAGAUUCCUACAAAUAUCUUGGCGUUCAUCUCUCUUCCAACUUAACUUGGAACGAGCACAUUAAUCACAUCGUGGCCAAUGCUUCUCGCUCCUUGGGCUUUGUCAGACGCACCCUAAGAUCGGCACCUGUCCAUCUCAAGCUUCUAACUUUCACCACUCUGGUACGAAGCAAGCUUGAAUACGCGUCCGCAAUAUGGGACCCUCCCCAAAACUAUCUCUGUGAUGCCAUCGAAGCCAUUCACAAUCGCGCUGCCCGCUUCAUUGUCAACGAUUACUCUUUCACUACCUCUGUUUCCGCGUUAAAACUAAGUCUCAACCUCGAGCCGCUCGAACAUCGUCGUCGCUUCGCCAAGUUAACCCUCUACCAUAGAUUUUUUUUCACCUUGCCUGCUUGACAAUCACCCAUCACACGCUCGAGUGUCAUUUUUCCUCAUUUUGAUCACACUAACAAGGUUACUCGGUUCCUCUGUAUUACUAACGCGUUCUCCAAAUCGUUUUUUUGCACAACUACCAUUGAGUGGAACAACCUCCCAUCAUCAAUAGCUACCAUUGACGACCAUACAGUUUUCCGUAGCUCCCUCUCUCACUUUCUUCAUCUUCAAUACUACUGUUAGUUCUGUUGUAUUGCUGAGUUUAUCGCUUUGUAUACAGUGAACCCUCGUUAUUAUGACCGUCGUCGUUCCCCAACAUUUUGGUCAUAAUGCGGAAUUGUCGUAUAAGCGGGGGGAUUUGCAGAGGUUUCACUGCAUUGUUCCCCAGGAGUAUGGUCGUAAAGCACGUAUGUCAGAUUAUCGGGGGUCAUAUUAACGAGGGUUCACUGUACUUACUUGUAUUGUUCUUCUUAUCCUGUUAUUCCAAGAUGUUGUUAAUUUGUUUCCUUAUUUCUGUUUUCUGUUUAUUUCUGUUAUUACUGUUUCCAUUCUCAAUGUUCCAUGAUGUGUUCCAAUGUAAUGUUUCCACCCCCAUGUAAUGUCCUCCGGACCCUUGGGUUUUUUUGAAAUAAAAUAAAUAAAUAUAUGUAUCUCGUGUAACAAGCCUGGCAAUCGCACGUUGUGCAUGGGCAGAAAUACGGCCUUCUUUCUUUGAAGACCAGUCCUCUGCAGGUAUAUGCUCAAACAAUCACAAAGUCUCACGUUGUUGCUCAAUCGCUCCCAUUCCUGCACUUGUAGUAAAAGCAGCAAACGGGUUGACGUGAAUGGCAGCUGAACGGUUGAACUGCGAAGUUCUCGAGCACAUAAUCACAAUUUCACGCCGAAAGUGAUGUUGAGGUGAGGUCCCGGUUGUUGUUUCCAUCUUUCAAUAGUUCUCGGGAUUACCUCGGACUCCUCGGACGAAACGCUCAUCGUAGCCGGCGGCCAUAACUGGAUUUCCUCGCAAACGGGAGAAGACGCCAGGGAAGUCAGAGAAAGCCUCAGCUUUCAUCCAAUCAGACGCACGAUUCUCUAUCUACGUAGAUGGAACAAGUUUAUCCCAUCUACGUCACAAAAAUGGCUGCGCCCAUGGCUUGUUUUGGUUUCUUUGAUGAAUUAAUUUUCGUAAUAGGAUGACACAAUUGAGAAACGAAGGUGCGUUUCGGGGGCAGUUGGAUGUGCUCGUUCUGAAUAUCACAACCGUUUCAACACAUCGGGAAAUCGGCGUAGCUGACCUUUAAUUAAUAUGCAACGCGACUGCAAACAGCCUCAAUCUGCGGCAAAAGUCUCUGUGUGUAUUCCAAGCAAAUCCUGUUUUUAGAAAUUUAAUGACACUUUCUCACCCGACACCUCGUAUAUUGUGGAUGUUUUGUGUUCGUGGGGAACUUGGCACAAAGAGCACUCACAGACACUGCCAUAGAGUGCGAAGAACAGCAACAGCUAUGUACCAGACGCAGUGUAAAAGUCAGGACAUGGAGGCUGUCAUAAGAUACAGAAAAACAGGCAUCUGUCAGAAUUUCGUGCAAGGACUACUUCAGGAAGGCAUGAACUGACAUUUUUUUGGUACUUAAUGUCUUCAGUACUCUGUUUUCUGUGAUUACUCAUAUUUUGCAUUUCAAAGUACCCUUUAAUCCGA
Molecule: messenger RNA, 12528 nt
Organism: Ornithodoros turicata
Lineage: Eukaryota; Metazoa; Arthropoda; Arachnida; Ixodida; Argasidae
Exons: 12
Coding region: 4691-5017 (108 amino acids)
Source: RefSeq, a predicted model, not a curated record